UGGGCUUAUUGGACGCUGGCUGCUAGUUUAUCAGAAACAAGAGGUCUUACCGUUUGUGUUACAGUGCGAAAAACGACGACAUCCCAGCCACAGGAGCUACCGAGAGGACGGUAGCAUGAUAGUCGUGGAGGGGAAUCGGCAGGAAGAGGGCCCGUAUCUGCAUUUCACUUCGCCUACACCGAAUUCAUUGAGUCGGUAACCAGCGUCCGACAUGGGGAAGGAGGUAAAUGGCGUUUCACGGAGCCGGUUUGAGAUGUUCACAAACAGUGAUGAGGCGGUCAUCAAUAAGAAGCUGCCUAAGGAGCUGUUGCUACGAAUCUUCUCCUUUCUGGAUGUGGUGACACUCUGUCGCUGUGCCCAGGUCUCACGGUCCUGGAAUGUUCUGGCCUUGGAUGGCAGCAACUGGCAACGAAUCGACCUCUUUGACUUCCAGAGGGACAUCGAGGGCCGGGUGGUGGAGAACAUCUCAAAGCGAUGUGGGGGGUUCCUGAGGAAGCUGAGUCUGCGGGGCUGUCUGGGUGUGGGUGACAGCGCCCUGAGGACCUUCUCGCAGAACUGCAGAAACAUCGAGCUGCUUAGCCUGAACGGCUGCACCAAGAUCACUGACAGCACGUGUAACAGCCUCAGUAAGUUCUGUCCAAAGCUGAAGCACCUGGACCUCGCCUCCUGUACCUCAAUCACGAACCUGUCGCUCAAGGCUCUCAGUGAGGGUUGUCCCCUGCUGGAGCAGCUCAACAUCUCCUGGUGUGAUCAGGUCACAAAGGAUGGCAUCCAGGCUCUGGUGCGUUCCUGCCCUGGACUGAAAGGCCUUUUCCUCAAGGGAUGCACACAGCUGGAGGACGAGGCUCUGAAGCAUAUCGGGGCUCACUGUCCGGAGCUGGUCACACUCAACUUGCAGACAUGCUCACAGAUCACGGACGAGGGACUCAUCACGAUUUGCAGAGGUUGUCACCGCCUGCAGUCUCUGUGUGUGUCGGGCUGUGCCAAUAUCACAGACGCCAUCCUGCACGCCCUGGGACAGAACUGCCCUCGCCUCAGAAUAUUAGAAGUGGCUCGCUGCUCUCAGCUUACAGACGUGGGCUUCACUACAUUAGCAAGGAAUUGUCACGAGCUUGAGAAGAUGGAUUUAGAAGAAUGUGUGCAGAUCACAGAUGGAACACUCAUCCAGCUGUCUAUCCACUGCCCCCGUUUGCAAGUCCUGAGCCUGUCUCACUGCGAGCUGAUCACGGACGAUGGCAUCAGACACCUCGGUAGCGGCCCCUGCGCUCACGACCGUCUGGAGGUGAUCGAGCUGGACAACUGCCCCCUGAUCACAGACGCCUCACUGGAGCACCUGAAGAGCUGCCAUAGUCUGGAUCGCAUUGAGCUCUAUGACUGCCAGCAGAUCACCCGCGCCGGCAUCAAGAGACUAAGGACCCACCUGCCUAACAUCAAAGUGCAUGCGUACUUCGCUCCCGUCACUCCACCCCCCUCCGUCGGGGGCAGCCGUCAGAGGUUUUGCCGCUGCUGCGUCCUGCUAUGAUGUAAAGACAACAACCCCCCUUUUCCUGCCCUCGUGUCCCUCGUACACGCUCCCCGCAGCCCGUCGCUUGACCCCCGACCUGCUGUCCCCCUCCCGGCCCCCUGUCACAGAGUACAUGCUGUGGUGUGUGUGUCCCCCCCCGUCUCCCCUUUGGAGCUGCAGAGAGAGGGAGAGAGCCAAAUAACACUACAGGGUCUCGGGGUAACUUUCCCAAAAAACAUUCCCGAAUCCUUCCAGCACACGCAGACAGAACAUGCACCACACUUUCAGCUGACGUGCACACUCGUACAUACACAGAUCAACUCUGAGAAGAAUGUCACAACAUUCCUGGUCUGUGUUCAGUGGACAAACCAGUAUUACAAAGAGGGUUAUACAAAACUCAGAUGUGAUCACCGCUGUUAAGGGGUUUGGCUUCUCACCAAGAACCUUUAAUUACAUAUUGAAAAAUAUCUUUCUGUAGUGGAGGGGAGCUUAUUUAGAACUUUGAGACAGAUCAGAUUACAAUUAUUGCCUCUAAACAGAACGAUUGAAAACGUUGAAAAAUCCUGAUUAACCUCUCACGCAUGCUUCCCUCCAUAUUGAAGGUCUCUUAACAGCUACCUCUAGACCGGAACUGCACCUGAGUAAGACCUGUGUUAGCUUUGUUCUGCAGGCUGUUGAUUUUAAAACUGCCAACACCCCCAACACACACACAGAAAGCAGCAGAAAGCCUAUUUUGUGAUUUUUUUUUUUUUUUUUUUUUUUUUUUUUUAAGCAUACUUGCAGCUGUUUGCACUUAUAGUAAAUGAUGAGACACUUUACAAAGAUGGCCAUCUCAGAAUUUAAGAUUGGCAUUUUACUAACAACACAAACACAAAUCUUCACUCACACGCACACACUGAGCUUGCUACACCUGUACCCUCACCUCUCUCUGUCUCUCUGUUACAAUCAGAAGCUUCGAUGUACUGAGGAAAAAAAAAAAGACAAAGUAAAAUAUUUUUCUAAAAACGGACACCAAUUAAGACUCUCAAGUGGGGACUCGAGAAGAUGCCAAAUGUUGCAUGUAACACCUCUAGUUUUUUAAAAUCUAAUUGUAAAUAUGUGAGGAGUGCGGAGUCCGAGAGCCAGCUAACAGCGGGAGAGAUGGGAUUUCUGUCGACGGGUCUUUCUGAAGGAUCUAUGGCGAAGCUCACACAUGCUUUUACAGAUGUGCGUUACAGUACAUGCUGGACCUUUGGACGGGGACAACGAGCCGGUGCUUAAUCUGUAGUUUGACGGCAGAACUGAUGCUGGCCUGUGAAAGCUAAUGUCAACGACAGAGAAGUUCUUGAUGCUCAUUUGACAGAAGAAAAAAAAAAAAAGUCUGGCAUCACUACAUGGAUUCAUGCUGUCAGACCAGGACAAUGGAAAGAAAAAGCCAACUGAAAACAAUCAAAGUUCGUCUAUUUUUCAGUUAGUUUGAUUUCAUUUAAGUUGCUCUUGAUUUUCGCAUCGGUGACGGUUCUGGCGACGAGGAACUGGUGAACCACGCGCAACGCAACGGCGAGAGGACGUGCCUGACGUCGGAGCGGCAUCGGCGACUCCUCAACUCCCACGAGGCCUUGCAGGGGACGGAGUGACAGCGUGUUGCACCCUGCCACCUGUGACAUCCCCCGUCUGUCCGGGACCAGCGCCGCCGCCGCCGGAGGUAAAGCCCGGAGCAGACGUGUGGAGUCACUGCAAGAGGAAGUCGACUGAAUCUUGAGUGCACAAUUCUGGCCUGCUGACAGAUAUGAUGGACGUUUUUGUCACAGCGGAGGGCUAUAAUGGACUUCAGCCCCCCUGCCCUAUGAAGUAUUGAAGCCUUUUCUUAUGGAUUCUCUUCUCCUGCACUUGCACCUGCUUUAUUCUGCGUCUCUUUUUCUUCCCAUUUCAUUUUAUAACUGUGUCUUUUACCGCUUUUUCUUUCUGAUUUCCUCUGGAUCUCUACCUUUUUCUCUUCUUUUGCAUUUCUGUUUUGGUGUGGUUUGGAUUGCGCCUGCUUUGUGUUUUGAAGUCACGAGUUCAGUGUCUCCAAGUUGAGUUUGAGUCCUCUUCCAGUCCUCAGUUUUGAUCUGAUGGUGUUUGUGUUUUUAUUAAGAGUUUAUUGUUACUAAAUGUCCAGAGUGUAGCCUUUGUCCAGGGGAAGUGCUGGCGCCAGUGCAAUUGUAAUAAAUGUUGAAAUUUGAGUUGGGUUUUUUUAAAAAUGUGAGUUGAGGAGGAGUUCAUGAUGAUGAUGUGUGUAUGAUGUUGGUUCUACUUAUUGAAUGUUUCCAUCAAGGAGAAGUCCUCAGGAUGGCUGUUCAGGCAUCGUGUGCCGCUUUAGCUGAAUCAGAGUUUUCUCCCAUAAGCGUGCUUUCCUCUCCUUCACUUUUAUGCCUUGCUUUCCCAAACAGCCCCUCCCAUAAUGCACCCUGCCCAAAUACAUCAAACGAGACAGAAAUGGGUAAACCCCGUGUGGAAUGUUGAUCACUCGCAAAUGUCCCCGGUCUGGUUUAAGACGCACGCCAACAGGCAAAACGCUGAUUUGAUUCCAUUCAUUUUGUGAUUUGACAGCUACGGCAGGCAGGAUAAUUCAAGAUGAGAUGAAUCCAGUGUAAUCCAGUCUGAUCUGUUUUGUUUGACUGGGGGUUUACGGGGGAUUAGGGAGCAACUAAGAGUCAAAAUGGCGGCGAUAUUUAAUGUGGUCUGUCACUGUGCUCCGGAGUUAAGACAGUUAACCGGAGGAACAAGGAAAAGUCGUAGGAUUUAGACUGUGAGCCUGGUUGUAACACCUGCUUGCCCUCUUCCUGCGAUGCAUGUGGCUCGGGCUGAGUCAUCAGUGCAGCUAACAACCUGUGCUUUUGAGGCAAACACUUUGAAUGGAUUACAGGUAAUAGUACUCAUCCCGCUGAUGGUUUUAUACGUGCAAAAGAAAUAACCUGUCAUCAGUCUUUUCAUGGUACAGAAUACACUACAAGCUCGAGAAAGCGGAACACCAGAUAUAUUUUUCCCCACAGUAUCAAACACCUCUGUGUCCUUCUGUCAGACUUCCCACCAGUUUACACGGAAGUGGAGCAGCCGCGCUCCGGUUCAGGUUGUUUAGGCCGCGUCCGGUCCCAAACACUGGAGUGAGGACGGAGGGCAAGAGGUGAAUCUACAGUGUGCGUUCAUGCUAGAUUGGCACCUGAGAAAUUUCAACAAGAAUUUUGACAAUGACUGUAGUUCAUAAUUACUGUAAAUCUCUUCCUUUUUUCUU
This is a messenger RNA of Chelmon rostratus (copperband butterflyfish), 4757 nucleotides long. RefSeq names its product F-box and leucine-rich repeat protein 20 (gene fbxl20). NCBI's taxonomy places the organism in Eukaryota, Metazoa, Chordata, Actinopteri, Chaetodontiformes, Chaetodontidae. The record is from RefSeq and is a predicted model, not a curated record. Gene Ontology annotation, cellular component: SCF ubiquitin ligase complex. Gene Ontology annotation, biological process: SCF-dependent proteasomal ubiquitin-dependent protein catabolic process. The transcript has 15 exons. The coding region runs from base 212 to 1522 and encodes 436 amino acids. Gene Ontology annotation, molecular function: protein binding.